Molecule: messenger RNA, 1300 nt
Organism: Lolium perenne
Lineage: Eukaryota; Viridiplantae; Streptophyta; Magnoliopsida; Poales; Poaceae
Product: polygalacturonase inhibitor
Molecular function (GO): protein binding
Source: RefSeq, a predicted model, not a curated record
CCAAACUCGUGUAUAUAGACAGGCACGACACGCUCGUGCAUUUUGAUCGUAGCAAUACAAAACACGGGAUGCGCGCAAUCCACAUACUCGCCGUCCUGCUACUCCUCGCCGCCGGCGCCGCUGCCGGCGCCGAGAAGAAGGCAUGCCACGGCGGCGACGAAGCGGCUCUGCUCGCUGUCAAGGCUGCCUUCAGCAACACCUCCUCCUUCAUGUCAUGGACGCCCGACAUCCCGUGCUGUGACUGGCCCGGCAUCGACUGUUCGGACGACGACGGCUCCGGGGGUACCACGGGCCGCGUCGUCAGCCUCGCCAUCCUGCGUGACGACGGCAUCACCGGUGCCGUGCCAGGCGACGCCAUCGCCGGGCUCACCCGCCUCCAGAUCCUGUUUCUUUUCAAGCUCCCCCGUGUGUCCGGCGCCAUCCCGGCGGCCCUCGCCAGGCUCUCCGGCCUCAAGGAACUCACCAUCUCGCGCACCGGCGUGUCGGGCCCCGUGCCGUCAUUCCUGGGCGCGCUCAAAGCGCUCGAGUCGCUGGACCUCUCCUUCAACGCGCUUACCGGCGCCAUCCCGGCGUCCCUCGGCGCGCCCCCGCGCCUCAUCAGCGUCGACCUCAGCCGCAACCGCCUCACUGGCCGCAUCCCGCCGCUGCUCCUCAGCAAGGCCGGGCCGCAGGCCUUCCUGUCGCUCUCGCACAAUAACCUGUCCGGCGGCAUCCCGGCCGAGUUCGCCGCCGUGAACUUCGAGCAGAUCGACCUGUCAAGGAACCAGCUGACAGGCGACGCCUCGCUGCUGUUCGGCCGGGGGGAUGAUGACAAGCCAGUGCUGGAUUCCGCGGACCUGUCGCGCAACGCCCUGAGCUUCAACAUGUCCGGGCUGCGGCUGACUAGGCGGCUGGACUCGCUGGACCUCAGCCACAACAUGAUCUACGGCGGCAUCCCGGCGGUGGUGGCCAACCUCACGAACCUACAGGUGUUCAACGUCAGCUACAACCGGCUCUGCGGCGCGGUGCCGGUGGGCGCGGCGGCGAAGUACGAUUUGUACUCCUUCGCGCACAACAAGUGUCUCUGUGGUGCCCCGCUACCUGACCCGUGCCGUUGAUUACAGACUGCGACUAGCAGUUUAGCACUCGUGAAUCACGAUCCGUCUACCUAUCAAGCUAGAGUCAGUAAGUGUAAGCAAGGCUCAUUUUGCUCUGAUCUGCUGACACGCGUAUAUAGUGGAUCAGCAACAAUGGGUGAAGAAUAUAUGAUGUUGUAAUUCUUUUAAGUUUAGAGAAGAAAGUUGUUGUAAUAAUGUUUUAA